UCGCGGCGCUUCUCUUUUCCCCCAACGGCUUCCUCUGUUUCCUCUUCCCGCUCCCCCCAAAUGCCGCCUCCUCAUCACUAGCUUUCAGUGCUCAGCUCCUCCCCCACUCCUCCUCUGCUGUCUCUUGCGUCUCGCCGUCGCCGCGACACCAUGGGCUGCUUCCUUGGCUGCUUCGGGGGGGCCAAGGAGCGCCGCCGCCGCCGCAAGCGGUCGCCGGCACAGUCGCCCAAUGGCCGCACCCGGGCCGCGCCGCGAGUUUCGCCUAAGAAUGUUGAUUUGGAUGGGGAGGUCGUCUCCGCCGCCGCGCCACUCCUGGCGACGCUCCUGGAGUUGAGGGACUCCACCGAUGACGUGUGUUUGGCCGUCGUCAAGAAGAAGGUAACGUUUGAUCCGAACGUCACCACCUACGAGGCGGCUGCGAUCCCGGAGGACGACGGCGAGGGAGCAGAUCCGGAGGAGGAUGAGGCGAACAGGGAGAAGGAGUGGAUGCUGGCGCCGGAGUGCGCCAAUUCCGAGGCUUUCCCGUUGAACCACAGGUACAGCAACUGCGUCGACUGUGACAACGACAGCGAGGAGGAGGAGGAGGAUGAGGACGACGACGAAUACGAAGACUGCUCCGAACAGGAAGACGGAUUCGAUGUGUGUGCGAUCGACAACGAAGAAGAGGAGCACGGUCUUCUAGGCCUUGCACGCGGCGAGGAGGAAGCGUGUGAGUCGCUCUUCCUGCUUCCGAUCAGCAAGAUGUCCAAGGAGAGCGGCGGCCUGGAUGCGGCGGCCAGCGUAACCACGCCGGAGGCCCCCGCGGCUUGCGCGACGCGCGACCGGAGCGAGCACGUCAACCCCGUUCUGAACUCGGUGGAAAACCUCACCCGGUGGAAGGAAGCCAAGUCCCGCGCCGCCGCCACACCAAAGUCCUCGGACAAGGAGAAUGUCAUGCUGGGGCAGGACAACAGGAUGCACCUCCUCGCCGAGCCGGCGGUCGCGGCCAAGAAGGAGGAGAGGCUGGCGGUCUCUGACUACAGCUAUAGCCCCAGCACGCCUAGCAAGCAGGAAGCCUCCGUGGACGCCAGCCUCUCGACGUGGCUCGGUUCUUCGGGGACACGUGAGAGCAACUCGGUCCGGUCCUACUCGCCGAUCAGCCGAGAGGACCGGCCGAUCCUUGGGGCCCUGACCGUGGAGGACAUCAAGAUAUCGUCUGCCAACUCGUCGCCGGGGAGGUCGAGGUCCCCGAGCCCGAGCCCCGAUGACAUGCCAAUCCUUGGGACUGUGGGGGCUUACUGGAACUGCAGUGCCAAGGGGGGUGAUCCGGUGACAAGAGGGGGGUUUAUGAGGACAAGAACCAGAUUUGGCCAGAAUUUUGCAGGAUGAAAUGGCGAAUUGCUGAAACUCCCUGCUGGAGGCUAGAAAGCGCUGAUACUGGUGGUUUGUGUUGGGGAGAUGCAAAUGGCAUGCAUUAAUGUGGAGAUAUAGAAUAUGUGAGAUUGUGAAACCAGUGACAUUCCAUUCUUCAAAGAUGUGAUCUGCCUAGACAUUCUUUCAUAUGUUGUAAACUGUGCAAUUGUCAUCCAUAUUCUAGUAUGGUCUCUUUUUUUGGCAUUGUCAAUAUGAUGUAUUAUUUCAACAUAAUUCGUUUGUCAAUAUGAUGAAUUGUUUUGUCC
Molecule: messenger RNA, 1658 nt
Organism: Phragmites australis (common reed)
Lineage: Eukaryota; Viridiplantae; Streptophyta; Magnoliopsida; Poales; Poaceae
Exons: 4
Coding region: 151-1368 (405 amino acids)
Biological process (GO): male meiosis II
Source: RefSeq, a predicted model, not a curated record